AUGGGAAGGGAUGACCUCUACAUCACAGUUCCGAGCUUCUUCAGGUGCCCGAUCUCCCUAGACGUGAUGAAGUCGCCUGUGAGCCUCUGCACCGGCGUCACCUACGAUCGUUCCAGCAUCCAGCGGUGGCUAGAUAGCGGCAAGAACACGUGUCCGGCGACGAUGCAGGUCCUCCAAACCAGAGACUUGGUCCCCAACCACACUCUCCAGCGCCUCAUCCAGCUCUGGUCCGAUUCCGUCAAGGCCCGUCCUUCUCCGAUUACUCCCAGCCAAGCUCGAGAACUCGUCGCCCAACUCCGGCAAAGUGGUGAUUACUCCCAACCCAUUUCAAAGCUCGUCUCAUUUGCCAGAGGGUCCGAUCAAAACCGCAGAUUCCUAGCCGCAAUCGACGGCUUUGUCCCUUUACUCGUCGAUAUUUUAGGUAACAGCAGUAACAUGAUAGCAAAUGCUGAAGAAAUGCUGAUUAUUCUGCAAUUAGUUUUGCAUGAUUACAAAGACAGAGCUUGUAUAACAAAAUCGAUCAUGGGAAAGAAAAACUGCUUUGCCACUUCGAUGAUCUUUGUGUUGAAAAACGGAAGCCUAGCUUCGAGAAUUGCGACCGCUAGAUUAAUGGAACUCGUGGCGAGCGAUGCCGAGUCGAAGCUGUUCUUCGCGGAGUACAACGACGUGCUACCUGAAUUGUUCAGAUUGCUUAGAUCGGAGUCGGAUGGGGAUGCGAUCAGGGCCGCUUUGUCGACCUUGAUAUGCGUAUCAAUGACGAAGAAAAUCAGAGUGAGAAUGAUCCAGUUGGGAGCGGUGAAAGUCCUCGGCAAACUGCUGUCAAAUGCGAACAUGAGCGUUGCGGUGAACGAAAGACUUCUGGAGCUUCUUGAAAUGUUUUGUUCCUGCAAGGAAGGGCGGGCAGAGAUGUGUAAGGACGAGAGCUGUAUUCCGGCGGUGGUGAAGAAGACGUUGAAGGUGUCGACGGCGGCGACGGAGCACGCGGUGACGAUACUGUGGAGCCUCUGCUACCUGCUGCGGGACGAGGCGGCGCAGGCGGCGGUGGGGAGGGGCAAUGGGGUGACGAAAAUUCUGCUGCUGAUGCAGAGCAACUGUUCGCCUGCGGUGAAGCAAAUGGCUGGCGAUUUGCUCAAGGUGUUCAGGGUGAAUUCGAAAUCACGUCUUCCGAGCUACGACACUAACACCACCCAUAUCAUGCCUUUUUGA
This is a messenger RNA of Diospyros lotus (date-plum), 1206 nucleotides long. RefSeq names its product U-box domain-containing protein 27-like. The record is from RefSeq and is a predicted model, not a curated record. The transcript has a single exon. Gene Ontology annotation, molecular function: ubiquitin protein ligase activity. Bases 1 to 1206 code for a protein of 401 amino acids. Gene Ontology annotation, biological process: protein ubiquitination. Lineage: Eukaryota; Viridiplantae; Streptophyta; Magnoliopsida; Ericales; Ebenaceae.